CAACAACAAUAUAUAUAAAAAAAAGUACACAGUAAUGGGAUUUCGGAAAGUAUCCGACCAGGAAGAUAUUACAAACCAAUACACAAAUGAUUUUGAAGAAGCCGUACCUUUAACAGCAACAUCACCUAAAACUGGCAAUGAGAAACAACAUGGCAACAUUAUUGACGACGUUCCAGCACAUCUUGAACCUUUUCUUCAAACACAACCUACAUUUGGUUUAAAUGACGAACAAGUCCAAGAGAGAAUGGCACGAUUUGGCCGAAACGAAUUAACAGAAAAAAAGAGAAAUAAGCUACUACAUUUUCUUUCGUUUUUCACUGGUGCGAUUUCGUAUCUAAUGAUACUAGCACUUGUUCUUACCGCUGUUACUGCAGAUUGGCUUGAUUUUGGGAUCAUUGCCGGUAUGCUUCUUAUCAAUGCGAUUAUUGGUUAUGUUGAAGAGGCCCGUGCAGAAUCCUCUAUCGACUCGUUAAAAAGCAGUCUUGCUUUGCAAUGUAAAUGUUGGAGAAACGGUCAGUUAAAAGAAGUUCGAUCCUCUGAUCUCGUAGUUGGCGAUAUUAUUGUUUUAAGAUUAGGUGACAUUGUACCCGCAGACGCUCGAUUAUUGGGUAUUGGUGCUUCAGGCGAAGCCAUAGAGACUGAUAUCCAAAUCGACCAAAGUUCCCUUACCGGUGAAUCAUUGCCCAGUAAGAAAAAACCUGGAAAUAUUGUAUUUUCAUCCUGUAUUGUUAAACAAGGCCAGCAGCAAGCUAUUGUUGUACGUACCGGUCCCGAUACCUUUAUUGGAAAGACAGCAAGCCUUAUUUCAGUCACCACUGGCUCGGGAAGAUUCCAAAAAGUUAUCAACUACAUUGGUAAUUUUCUUAUCGUUCUCUCUGUCGUUCUGGUUACAAUUAUUUUUAUCAAUGAAUUGGUCCAAGUAAAAAAGGCCUUUGGAUUUAUUACAAGAGAACAAGUCUUGGCGGCUCUCAAUGAAAUGGUGGUGCUUACAAUCGCAGCUAUUCCUGUUGGUCUUCCCACUGUCAUGUCAGUCACUAUGGCUAUUGGUGCUAAACAGCUUGCCAAACACCAAGUGAUUGUAAAAAGAUUGACUGCCGUCGAAGAAUUUGCGUCUGUUUCCAUUUUGUGCAGCGAUAAAACAGGAACACUUACCAAAAACGAGCUUACAUUUGACGAACCUUAUCUUGCUGGGUCGUUUGAUAAGAAUGAUAUUCUACUGUACUCUUACCUCGCUGCAGAGGCCGCGACCGAUGAUCCUAUCGAAUUUGCUGUUCGUACAGCCGCCGAAACUCAUCAUCCACAAGUCAUUAACGAUGGAAGUCAUAAAGUUCAAGGUUACCAAGUGAUUUCUUUCAAACCAUUCAAUUCUUCUGACAAAACCGCUCAGGCAACCGUUCUUAACACCUCUACUCAAGAAACGUUCAGAGUAGCCAAGGGUGCGCCUCAAGUGAUCAUGCAGCUUGUGGGUGGUGAUGAACAAGCAGAGGACAUGGUUCAACAAUUUGCCAGUCGUGGGCUCAGAUCUUUGGGUAUUGCACGUACUGUGAAUGGCAUUGAAAAAUGGGAAUUGAUUGGUUUGCUCAGUUUAAUUGAUCCUCCCAGAGAUGACUCUGCUCAGACAAUUGCCGAGUGUCAACAAUAUGGUAUUUCAGUCAAGAUGAUCACUGGUGAUCAAGGCAUUAUUGCAAAAGAGGUGGCUGGUAGACUCGGUAUGGGCCAACAUAUUCUAGAUGUGGAUGAAUUGGUCGAUUCUUCUAAAUCCGAACAAGAGGUCUCUGACAUGUGCGUUUAUUCUGAUGGUUUUGCUCGCGUUGUUCCUGAACAUAAAUACCGUGUUGUUGAGAUCUUACAACAAAGAGGCUACUUUGUUGCUAUGACUGGCGAUGGUGUAAACGACGCCCCUGCUUUGAAAAAAGCCAAUGUAGGUAUUGCUGUUGCUGGUUCGACUGAUGCUGCUCGUGCUGCAGCAGAUAUUGUAUUAUUAGCUCCUGGUUUAUCCGCUAUUAUUGACGGUAUUAAGAUCUCGAGAAUUAUUUUUCAACGUCUUCAAUCAUAUGCAUUGUACCGCAUUACGUCCACUAUUCACUUUUUAUUGUUCUUUUUUGUCAUCACCCUUGCUGAGGACUGGAAAAUGCCACCUGUGUUCCUUAUUUUGAUCUCACUUUUGAACGAUGCCGCUACCUUAAUCAUGGCUGUCGAUAAUGUCAGUGUCUCAAGUAGUCCAAAUAUGUGGCGACUCAGACUUUUGAUCGUACUCUCUUGUGUGCUCGCAAUUGCGCUUUCAGGAUUUUCAUUUGCACACUUUUACAUUUUCCGUGAUAUUCUUGGUGUCAGCGGUCCUGAGCUUUCAACUAUCAUGUACCUUCACAUGUCAUCUGCACCUCAUUUUGUUAUAUUCUCCACACGUACCAAUACUUUUUGGUGGAAGAGCUUACCAUCCUUGGUAUUUGUUAUAGUAAUUUUAGGGACCCAAUUGGUGGCAUUAUUCCUUUCAGUAUACGGUGUUGGAAACAAUCCUAAUGUUGCUGGUAUUGGUUGGGUUCGAAGUAUUAUUAUUCUUGCUAUUUCCUUUGCAACUUUUUUCAUUAUGGACGCCAUCAAGGUGACCACCAUCUUCCUAUGGGAAAGAUUCGAUAAAUCAUCCUCUCAACCUUCUGUACCUGCCUUUGUCAAAUCUAAACCAACCAAGGAGAGUAAGGCAGCUAAAUUUGUUCAAAAGCAACAAAGAUCACGCUUUGGUUAUGACAGGGCGGAAAGACGUGAGUCAGUUGGCUCUGUCAAGUCAUAUUAAUAGCGGUAGGCUAUUUGUAAAUUAUUUUUCCAUUAUCAUAUAUCCCUUUUUCUUUUUCUUUUUCCAUUAAACUGAAUACUAUCAUGAAAAUAUGGCAUUCUUA
Mucor mucedo is the source of this 2894-nucleotide messenger RNA. Its product is annotated as plasma-membrane proton-efflux P-type ATPase. The transcript has 5 exons. Gene Ontology annotation, molecular function: ATP binding; ATP hydrolysis activity; P-type proton-exporting transporter activity. Gene Ontology annotation, cellular component: plasma membrane. NCBI's taxonomy places the organism in Eukaryota, Fungi, Mucoromycota, Mucoromycetes, Mucorales, Mucoraceae. Gene Ontology annotation, biological process: proton export across plasma membrane; regulation of intracellular pH. The record is from RefSeq and is a predicted model, not a curated record. The coding region runs from base 35 to 2791 and encodes 918 amino acids.